Messenger RNA from Cotesia congregata, 2331 nucleotides. The record is from the annotation of a GenBank genome assembly. NCBI's taxonomy places the organism in Eukaryota, Metazoa, Arthropoda, Insecta, Hymenoptera, Braconidae.
AUGAAAAUACCAGAAUGGUCUUGUGAAACUAUUAUGGUGGUCCCCUUCCCGGAGGAAAUUGAUGAAAUAAUAGUCACGUCGCUGCCAUCACAAUCUAUUCAAGCUUCGAUUCCCGUUAAAAAAUUAGGACCAACGAUUAUCAAUAGCAACAACAAUAAUGAUGAUAAUAAUUCAUCAGAUGGAAUAACUAUUGAAGAUAAUUUAAACGGUGAAUCUCUGGACAGAAAUCAAGCAAAACAAUCGGAGACUCAACAACUGGCAUCUCGAGUUUCCAAUAAAUUAAAUUCGCCGACGAGUAAAACAUUAUCUGUCGCCGUACCGCCAUUGAUCGCUCAUACCCGAGCGUUGAAUAAUAUUAACAUUGAUAAAACAACAACAACAGCAACUCCAGUUAUUGAAUAUCGCGAUUUGUUGAGUGAAUUUGGGUUAUUAGAUAGCGAUGGUACUGAAAGUUGUCCCGACAGUAAUAAUUCAUCGGAAUACUACGACAAACAAUUAUUAUCAAUUAGCGAAGAUAGUAUUAGUGACAGUAAUGUUAAACAAAGUAGCCAUAUAAUUUCAAUAAAUAACAAUAACAAUGAGUCCAAAGAUAAUUUAACGGGGAAGGGGGAGAGAAGUGCAGAGGUGGAGGCCAAAAAAAUAAGCGGUAGUUGGCCGGGUAUUGACUAUGCUAAUAAAAUAAUAAUAAGUAACACUGGUUCCCAUAAAACUGAUGAUAAAUUAUUGUUAUCAUCGUCGGGUAACAGUUCUAGUCUACCAGCGAGUCUUGAUUGUAGAAAAGAUUAUAAAAAUUCAGAGAUUGUUCAGCCAAAUAAAUUAUCAAAUUACGGUUUUGAUAAAACUAUUAAUAGUAAGUGUACAGUUAAUGAUGUUAAGUGUUGUUGUAAGCCUCCGCGACAGGUUAAUGACACCAAUUGUAAAAAUAAUUCAAGUCCAAUGAGUCGUAGAUGUAGAUCGUCGACGAAUUCAUUAACAAAAUCAAAAUUGUCGGCAUCAAGAACCGAAGAAGAGACAACAGAUGCCGACUACGAUGAUGUGUUUAUCGAUGACAAAGUUAAUUUACGGCUGCAGUUUAUUGAUACAACAGCUCGUUCAGCCCCAGUGACGCCGACCGAUGAAAAAAGUCUCCCGUUUUCAAAAUUAUUCCGGAAAAAAUAUCCGCUUAGCUCUAGUUGCAGCAACAGCUGCAAUCUCAAUGCUAGAAUGACCGACGCAAUUUUGGUCAGAGUAUCCUCGCUACCGGAUCAAGAUCUACUGGACAUUACCAAUGAUAAAAAUAACCAUCAUCAUCAUCAUCAUCAUCAUCAGGAGUUUAAUAGACACCCAAUGAAGAAAAAGAGACGUGCUAUUUCACCGCUGACACUUAGAUCGGAUAUCACCGCCAAGAGAUUAUCCGAGUCAGAUAAAGAUGUCAGUCAAAUAAGUCCAGUUCAAUUAAAAACCUUUUUUCCGCUAAAUAAUAACGGACAUAAUGACGUUGCUGUCGGUUGUGAUUUACCAAGCGGGAGAAAAAACUCAUCGGAUACCAGUAUUGAGAGUGGAAAAUCGGAUAAAUUUGUUAAAAAUGAAUUCAGGAAAGCUCCCAAUGAUGACAGCUCGCGAUCUGUAUCCCCUAUGGAGACGUUUAACUGCUCGAAUAUGGCCACCCAAACAUCCCCAGCGAUUUCACGCAGCUCGAGUUUUACGUGGGUCAGCGAUUGUGAUUCGCCUCGAGAUGAAAGUGCCCUGGAUCUAGCGGCUUCACCUCAGGACACCGUCGACGAUGAUAACAGGUCGUCCUCGUCUUCUCAAGAUCUCGUGCAAAGUCUUGAUGAAAUUUCUUCCGGCAGCACUUCGCCUGAUAAUACGGACCGCGCUUCGCCACUCGAAAGCGGAAUUGGCACCGCCAGCCCUCCAAGGAGUACAGAUCGACGUUCAAUCAAACCGUUGAUUAACAACAAAUGUUGUCGCAAAGAAACUUGGGAAAGAAUACGAAGGCGUCCGUCAAAAUUAAAUUCACGCUCUGAUAAAAAUUCUACUGACGUUUGGGUUCGCAGAGAGAGUGUUUACACCCAGACCAGAAAUCAAGAUAAAGGCUCCCAAGAAGCUGUUGAUAGCAGCAGUGGUGUCGAUGAUACAUUGCCGAGGACCAAACUUUCAAGGCCGAAAGAUUUAAUCAUCGACAUCAGUAGUUCAUUGAGUUCUGGAGAAAUGCUUGAAUCAUUGGAAAUUUCAUCUCCGAAUUCCCACAUUCAACCCACUGAAGAACCAGCUGAAAACACGGAUAAUCAAGAGGCUCAGAUCCCGCCGCUUCACUUCCAGCCCGACUACCAGCUAUCUGAUAUAAGAUAA